GGCCCGCGGGAGACCCCUUCUGGCCGCCGCGUGCCCCGCAGCUCCCUCCCCUUUAGAAAGCCUCGGCUGCCGCGCCGCGUAGGGCAGAGCUCGCAGCCGCGCUUUGUUGGCUGCCUGGCGUUUCGCGGCGCCAUCUGUCGCCAGCAGCGGGCUCGGGUUCUCUUUUGUGUAAAUCAAGAAUCCGAGGCCCAAGUCCCGGAACUCAGCUUGGCGCUCACCUGUAAAACUCCCGCGCGUCCGCUGUUUGCUCCUGGGUGCUUGCUACCUGGCACUGCUUGCAGUUCUUGGCGCGCGCGCUCGAGCGCGCGACUGUCGCCCUCGCCGCGACCCGUGCCCCGGCUCCCCGCCGGGCACGCGCGCUCCGCGGCCCCCUUCGCUGCAGCUCUCGUCUCCCACCGGCUUGCAGGUGUGGGCACGGCGUGCUGUGGGCUCACGGGGGAGUUAUGGUAGCGGGCAGGCUUGCUAGGAUGCGCGGGGCCCGGGUCUCGGGUUUCAUAACUCUGGGAGGAGCUGCGCCCAAGCUUUCUCGGCUGGAGCGUGGCAGCCUCAGACGCCGAGGGCCUCCUCGUCGGCUCGCUGCAGAGACGGUGCGCGUCCAAGGCAACGACAUCUCGCACCGGCUCCGGCUAUCGGCCGUCCGGCUGCAGGACGAGGGCGUGUAUGAGUGCCGCGUGUCCGACUACAGCGACGACGACACGCAGGAGCACAAGGCCCAGGCGCUGCUGCGCGUGCUCUCGCGCUUCGCGCCGCCCCACAUGCAGGCCGCCGAGGCCGUGUCCCACAUCCAAAGCAGCGGCCCGCGACGCCACGGCUCCCCCGGCGCAGCCAACGCCAACGCCAACGCCGCGGGCGCCGCGGGCCGCACCACCUCGGAGCCCAGUCGCGGCGACAAGAGCCCGCCGCCCGGGAGCCCUGCCGCCGCCCCCGGGCCCAGAGUCCCCGAGGCCGCCGUCGCCUCCGCGGCCCACACGGCCGCCACCACCGUCGCGGCCACGGCUGCUGCUUCGUCGGCGUCGCUGCCACCCGGCCAGGCUGUCCUUCUGCGCCAGCGGCACGGUUCGGGCACCGGCCCGAGCUACGCCACAGACCCGCUGCUGUCCCUGCUCCUGUUAGCUGUGCACAAGGUCCUGCGGCUGCUGCUGGGGCACUGACACCAUUUGCCGCACCCCCUGGGGGCCGCCGCGUCGCCAGAUGGACAUGGACAGGCUGAGAAAAGCAUGAAGAAGCCACGUGGGAAAUAAAAAUAAAUCAUAUUUUUGGGGAAGUUACACAAAUGUAGAACACCUAAAAUAAUGCAUCUAGUUUCCAAAUACGAUGGAGUUUGGACCGUGUAGUGUGCACGGCUCAACAUUUCUCUACUUUGAUGUAUCUUUCUUUUCUACACUUUUCCUCCAAGUCUUCAUUUUGCACGAACUGUUGAGCAGUUAUCUUUAGGAUAAUAUGGGGAAAAUGUUGGGUCUACGCCUUUCUGACAAAGCAAAAUAUUUUUUAGUAGAUUAUUGUGUUUAGGAUUUUUUUUUAUUUUACUUUUUUCCUUUGGGGGCUUUUUUAAUUAAAUUAUUUCUUUUGAGACAUUUGAUUAAACAAAGACAUCUUAUCAUAAUUAAAAUCCACUGUCAAUAAUAUUUAUUUUUAAAUAAAGAUUGGAAACAAGGCCAGACACUUGUUUAUAAACCGUAUUGUAUAUUGCUGAAUAACAGUUGAAUAAAAAACAACUUUGGAAUAA
Oryctolagus cuniculus (rabbit) is the source of this 1726-nucleotide messenger RNA. RefSeq names its product V-set and transmembrane domain containing 2B (gene VSTM2B). Gene Ontology annotation, cellular component: membrane. NCBI's taxonomy places the organism in Eukaryota, Metazoa, Chordata, Mammalia, Lagomorpha, Leporidae. The record is from RefSeq and is a predicted model, not a curated record.